AUAAAAAAUUCAAAAGCUAGAAUGCACAAAAGCAUGAUGAUUGCUGUUAAAAAAGAUUGUUCUCGCAUGGAGCUUUUAAAGCCUCCUUUAACAACAAUAUUAGGAAUCUUAUUCUUUGUUACCAGUGUAACAGCCACGCUUGGAAACAGCCUUGUUUUAAUUGUUGUUAGAAAAAUGAAAAAGAAGCGCCCACUAUCCAAUCUAAUAAUUUCAUCUCUUGCUCUUUCUGAUUUUUUAGUAGGGAUAAUCUUAGGUCCAUUAACUAGCUGGCAACAAAUAGAUUUUCCAAUAUUAAGUAGUUGUAUCAUUGAUCACGUGAGAGCUUACUUUGUUGUCUUAUUGGUUGGUUCUUCAGUAAUGACGUUAGCAGUGAUAUCGUAUGACCGCUAUAUUUUGUUAUCUAAACUAACAAAUUACAAUAAAUACAUAACAGAAAAAAAAAUUUUGUUAUUAAUAUCAUUAUGCUGGAUUUUACCUGCUUUUAUACCAUUUAUUAGACAAAUUAAUGCAAAUAUUUAUUUGGUUAACAUAUUUUUGCUCUUUGUUGCACCUUUGGCAGUGCUUGGCAUUUAUUACUACUUCAUAAUUAAAGCAGUACAUGAAAAAGAGAAAAUAUUGUGGUAUCAGAUUAAAAAUGUCGUUGAAAUAAGUGUAACAAUUUCAUCGCAGACAAUAUCAGAAAAUACAACUGACUUUGCUAGUAAAGAUGACAUAUCUAUUAAACAAAAAACAAACAGUUCAAUUAUAAGAAAAGAGAGGACAAGCAUUGCUCUAGCGAAAUCUGUCACAGUUUUAAUUAUUUGUUACGUAUGCUGUAUUACACCUAUGAAUAUAUGGAUUACAUUAGAUAUGUUGCAAUCAACUCGGAAAGUUUAUGAUUUCGAAAUUGCAUACGCCAUCGCCAUGCUUUGCAUGCAAAUAAACUCAACUAUUAAUCCGAUGAUUUAUUUUUCCAAGAAUCCAGAUUUUAAACGCGGGUUAAAAAAACUUUUCACAAAAAAAAGUGAAUAUAAAAAAUAAAUUAAAAACUGAUCUACUUUUUAAAUG
Hydra vulgaris (swiftwater hydra) is the source of this 1047-nucleotide messenger RNA. RefSeq names its product octopamine receptor beta-1R. Gene Ontology annotation, biological process: G protein-coupled receptor signaling pathway, coupled to cyclic nucleotide second messenger; chemical synaptic transmission. The record is from RefSeq and is a predicted model, not a curated record. Gene Ontology annotation, molecular function: G protein-coupled serotonin receptor activity; neurotransmitter receptor activity. Lineage: Eukaryota; Metazoa; Cnidaria; Hydrozoa; Anthoathecata; Hydridae. Gene Ontology annotation, cellular component: plasma membrane; dendrite.